AUGUCCGAUCAGAAGAAUAGCGAAUUACGAGCUAAUUCGCUGCGCCUUGUGGCCUUCUUUGGAGUCGCAAUCUCCACCGUCGCCACGUUGGUGUGCGUCUUGUCGGUGCCAAUGCUCUACAACUACAUGCAGCACAUGCAAUCCGUUAUGCAAUCCGAGGUCGACUUCUGCCGAUCCCGUUCAGGAAAUAUUUGGAGAGAGAUGACUCGAACUCAAAUUCUUUCCGAUUACUCUGACACUGCCGGUCGAACGCGUCGUAGUGCUUACAGGCUCGGCGUUGACAAAUCUCAAGCAUUUUCCGGUGGGUGUUGCGGAUGUGGAGUCUCUCCCGAAGGUCCUCCUGGUGCGCCAGGACCAGACGGAGAGGAUGGAGCAGAUGGACAGCCAGGAGCCCCAGGAAACAACGGCCCCGAAUACAUUUCUUCAUCUCAGCAGCAACAACAACCAACGUGGUGCUUUGACUGCAUUCCAGGACCAGAGGGCCCACCAGGACCUGAAGGACCAAAAGGUCCCGCGGGCAAUCCUGGACAAGAUGGUUUUCCAGGAGAGCCUGGAAUUGAUGGUAUCCCAGGAGUCCCAGGAUUCCCAGGUAAUCCAGGACUUGAUGGGCCGCCAGGAAAUCCGGGAGCCCCAGGUGAACCUGGACAACUUAUCGAAGUUCCUGCACCAGCUGGAGAACAAGGACCACCAGGACCAGAUGGGCCACCAGGUGAGCCAGGACUCCCUGGUCCUCCAGGAAUUCAAGGAAUCGAUGGGCCUGACGGACAGCCCGGUGAUGAUGGAUCCGAUGGACCACCAGGAAAUCCAGGAGAGCCUGGAGCGCCAGGAAUUGAUGGUGAAAUUGGAGUUGCUGGAAGUUGCGAUCAUUGCCCACUUCCGAGAACAGCACCUGGUUACUAA
Molecule: messenger RNA, 900 nt
Organism: Caenorhabditis bovis
Lineage: Eukaryota; Metazoa; Nematoda; Chromadorea; Rhabditida; Rhabditidae
Source: the annotation of a GenBank genome assembly